Molecule: messenger RNA, 6926 nt
Organism: Hermetia illucens (black soldier fly)
Lineage: Eukaryota; Metazoa; Arthropoda; Insecta; Diptera; Stratiomyidae
Product: protein suppressor of sable-like
Exons: 11
Coding region: 911-5938 (1675 amino acids)
Biological process (GO): negative regulation of DNA-templated transcription
Cellular component (GO): nucleus
Molecular function (GO): RNA binding; metal ion binding
Source: RefSeq, a predicted model, not a curated record
CAAGAAUACACAAUACCAUGUAGACUCAGGAGAGAAAGGGGCACAAGUAUUCGAAAAUGUGGCCUCAACAAUUGGUAUUUGGUACCAUGAAAAAAAUACAGUACCGCUAAACUGUAAACUGAACCAACUGACUUAGUUUCGUUAUCGAUUUCGUGAGCUCUCAAGAGAUUUUCAAAAAGAUAGUUUCCUUUAAAACUAUCAAAACACAGGUUUCUGGGGAAUUUUGACCAACUUCCGUCAUGCAAAAUUGUGAGUUAGCAUUGUAUGUUUAUGAAAGUCCGGAAAUUUCCAUCUCAAGUGUAUGAUUUCAAGAGUGACUCACUGUAGAAAAUCUUUACUAGAAGUUGCUUUAUAUAAUAUAGUUGCCUGUGUUUGGCUGGGGUGAGUCUAUUUAUGUGGAACUGGUUUUCGGUAUGAGACUGUUGCCUGCUCUUUCUUCUGUGUACCGCCUUUCUUUUCUAUCCUACUGAAUAACAUGCUACCUCACAAGUUAUAUGACGCUUGAAGGGGGCAAUUCAAGCUAAUACGCUGGUCCGUCGUCGGCAUAUUCAUACUCGAAGUUCCAAACUUUAUUUGAACAUUCCCAAUCGCUCUCUCACCGUGAAAGAUGGUGUUCUAAAUAUGUUUUGUAUUCGAAAAAGGGAAACGCGUUUUUUUUUAUUGAAACAAGAAAAAUAGAUUUUCUGGAAAAUAAUUUUUAUCCAAGUAGAGAGAAAAAGAGAAAAAAUUUUCAGUAGAAAAUAAUUAAAAAUAAUUUUAAUAAGAAAGAGGAAAGUCAAAUGCCACAAUUAUUUUUGCUACCGAGAAGAAAUUAAAACAGUCCCCCCCAAAAAGCACGUAAGGCAAAGUAAUAAAACCCAGAUCUACACUAUGAAGAGAUCGAUAUGUUACCACCUAUCAACCUGUUAAUAUGGACAUCGAAAGAAAUUCUGAGAAGCAAUUAUCAUCUAAUCCUGAAACGAAUAAUUCAAGUACAAUAAAUUCUCAAAACCUUAGUUAUAAAACAAAUCACUCAGAAGGGCUAGAGGAGACAAAUUUAAAACAGCAAUCAAAGCAAGACAAUAUGUCUUCCGAUAAAAUGGAUCGAGAAUUAGAAUCUAAGGAUAAUGAAAAAGAUGACGAUGAUCUUGAAGAUGGUGAAAUAGAAACAGAUGAUGAUGAUGAUGAGCCUAUUAUUACAUCUGUAACAGUACGUGAUAGUAAUCAUGACGCCAAAACGAAAUUUAUAACUUCGUCUUCCCAAAUAUCAACAAUAACACCAACAGCUCCUACUUCCAAUAAAACAUUUCCGAGCAAGACUGCAAUAGGGGGUGGAGGAAUUGGAUCAGUAGGAGUAACAUCAGCAACAGCUCUAUCAACAUCUGGAAAUGGAUCUCCAAAAAUUGAUAGUGAUUUAACAAUGCCUACAUCGAAGAAAAGCAGUAAAAUUCGACGAACGGAUAUUGUCGAUGAUGACUGGGCUGGAAAUAUAGAGAACGCUAUUGCUGCGGCCCUAAAAAAGGAUGGCAUUGAGCCACCAAUGCCAAAACUUUCGAAAAAUAUCAGUGGAAAUAUGGAUAUUUAUGAUAAGUCCGAUAAAAAUGACUAUGUGGAGGAUAUAAGGCGAGCACGUAAGCGUAAGAAACGAGAGGAAAGAGAGAAUAAAAAGUCAAAAAGGAUGAAAAUUCUGGACACAGAUCAUUAUGAUGAUAUGAUGAAAAUGACCGAUGAAAUUGAUGAAGAUGAAAUGGUUUGCGUACGUGGCGGUAGUCCAUCUAUAACUCGAACUAGCGGUUUUAUACCACAUCAUGAUCAUCAUCAUGGUCACCAUCACCAUCGUCGUUCACCAACUAUAUCUGUUAAUAGCGAGGAUAGCUUCCAGUCAUCAUAUGAUAGUUAUGAUUCAGGUGAUAAUCGAAAAAUGAGCUUCGAUGAUCGUAGACAAUCGCGUCGUAAUAAAGAUAGAAGAAAUCGAGGUGGUAGCCAGACAGUAGGAAGUGGCGCAGGUAGAGGCGGUGGAGCUGGAAAACGUCGUAAUCGCCACGAUUCGGAUGGUGUAUGUAUUAUGAACAUGAGGGGUCAUUGUAAUGAUGGAGAUGAUUGUUCACGAUCCCAUGAUGCCCGGGCACCUCGCAAACUUGAACUAUGUAAAUUUUAUCUGAUGAAUUGUUGCGCUAAAAAAGACAAGUGUUCUUAUAUGCACGCCGAUUUCCCAUGUAAAUACUAUUAUCUGGGAAUGGAAUGUGUAUAUAAAAGUGAAUGUAAAUUCUCCCAUGGUGAUCCUUUAACCGAACAAUUAAAGAACAUUCUAUUAAAACAUAUUGAAACUGCACCAAAGGAAAUUCUUGGAAAUUUCCGACGUAUAAGCCGUGAAGCAGCGACAAAUCAACUCUUAGCCACUCAUGCCAAAUUAUGUGCAGAGAAGGGUAUUGAAAAUACCUUUGAUUUGCCAUCAUCACCACAAUCAUCAUCAGGUUUAAUAAUGCAAUCAUCAUCUUCGUUUGGACGUCAAUCACGCUCGCCUGCACCAUUAUCACAAUCGUUUGGUCGACAAUCACGUUCACCGUCCGAUAGUAACAGAGGUAGUGGAAAUCCAUUUGCAAGUUCGAAUGUAUCAUCGCAACCUAUGUAUCCGAGCAAUGAUGAAGAAGACUGGGAUAAAGACGAUAGGGACAAGGCAGCAUCAACAAGUAAUAAUUCAACAAACAAUCUAAGCUUCAGUUCUUCGAACAAAUCAGCUGACAAACCAAGAAAAUCUCGAUGGCGAGAUUUUUCCGGAUCUCAAUCCAGCACGAGUGGUAGUCAACCUACCUCAGUCGCAGCGUCUGAUAUUCUGAGUUUGAAAAACUUAAAGGGUGUCAUCACGCCUGAACAAAUCGAGCGGCUUGAAGCUAUCGGCAUCGAGAACUUGGAACAGAUCAGUCAACUGACUGUGGCACAGUUGAAUAGUGUUGGCCUAACGAUCAGCCAAAUCAAUGAGAUUCAGCUUAAUGCGAUGAAUAUACAGAAGUUAGGUCUCAUCUCCCAGAGCGCAUCAGCUACGACAACAACAGCAUCUACAUCAUCAGUACUCCCGUCAUCAGCAAAUCUCAGUCAGAAUAGUUCUACCAGCAAUUUGAGUUCAACCAUAGCAGCUACACAUUCUUCAAGCGUUUUCAAUGAUGACAGUCAGUCUGUCAGCCAAGAUGUUGAUAUGAGAUUUUUAGUUGGUGCAGUUCAAGCCUCAGGAACAUCGAAGCAAGCAUCGGGAUCAACAGUUACUACAAAUGUUAACAGUCAGUUAGCUCCACUAUCAAGCCAAAUAACAGAGUCUUCCACAACGUCAUCGAUCGUGGGGGGAUCCCAGUUACAAGAUUUAGAUAUUGCGUCGCCAGAACCCACGCCAAAUUCCGGUAAAAUUGGCACAAAUUGCAGUAAUACCAUGGAUUUCUCACAAUACCUCAAGGAUUCCAACUUAAAAGAUGCAGAUAAAACCGAUUUCAAUGAUUUACUUAAAGAGGAUAAGGAGGAUGACGAUCCCUCAAACGAAGAUGAGCCAGAACUACUUAUCGAUGAGUCCCGAUAUAACGGCAGUGAUGAUGAAUCCGGGAUUGCCUCACCGCCGAAACCGAUACCUCGUAGUGUUUUCACAACAAAAGGUGAGGAUGAUGACGAUUGGGAUGAUGAUGGAGACAUCCCAGCAGCAUCGACCACCCAGCAUAAUACAAGUGAUUAUCGCAAAGAAGACAGUGAUAGUAAUUAUCGUAAAGAAGAUGCCGAUCAAUGGCAGGAAAAUAGCAAUGAUCGAUGGCAAUCAAAUGAAGAUAAUACGUCAUGGCAAAAGAGCAAUAAUACUCGAUGGCAACAGGGACAGCAGGAUUUCAAUAAUGAAAGAGGCAAAAUGCGUUGGCAACAAAACAAAACUGAUUCGUGGAUGGAUAGCAAAGACGAUUUCCCGUGGCAGAAAAAAACUAAUUCACCCUCGGAUUUCUAUGGAGGAGCUGCCAAUAAUAGUCGAAAUGAUCGUAGUGAUUAUUCCGGAUUCAAUAGCAACAGCUCGUCUCGUCGCGAUGACUAUUAUGGAGGUCGAAACCAGCAGCGCAAUGACCCUCGCAACAAGACUGGAUCGUCUUAUGAGGACAAGGACUCAUUCUAUGACCGCAGCAGUAGUAGUAUGGCUUCAGGACAGUUCCGUGAUCCACGUUUAGGUGGUGGUGGUGGUAGUUUGGACGAUCGAAGGAACUUCACUCCAAAUCAAACGAAAUCAACGAAACCAGUUGAUAACUACGAGGGAGAUUGGGACGCGGAUGAAGACAAUGUUAAAGCUGGAGAUCAUCUCGAUACAACUACCAGAUCGUCAAUUUCGGAAGAGUCAUCUUCGAUGGCGGUCAUCCAGCAGGAUGUAAUACCGAGUGUGAUUCGUGAGCCUUCACCACCGCCCAAAUACCAAAGGGCGAGUAUUUAUGAUGGUGCCGCUAUAGGGAGUGGCGAUGAUGAUGAGGAGAAUAGUCGCGGUGGAGCUGAUGAUGAUGAUCGAGAAUACUCAGGCGAUCGUGAUAUGCGUGUGUCAUCAUUCUUAGAAUCCGGAGAUAUAGACCUGCGACUACCUUUUAAGCCUGUUAUGACAAAUUAUACUCCCGCGACGGAAAUCGAUGGUUCGAUAGCAUCUCAUGCUCCAAUACCGUACAAGGUCUACGAGGUAUCAAUUCCUAAACCUGAUUAUAGUGAAAUACGACGAACUAUGACAGUCACAGAGAAAACAUUAGAUCCUCGACUUCGACGCAUCUUUUGCUUAAAAGAACCAAUUGGUGAUCAGUUUGGAACUGAUAGUGAUAUGUUGAGAUCACCACCACAUACAGCACCACCACUGCUUCUUGGAUCUAUACAGAAAUCUACGCCAGAUCCUAUAGAUAAAACUAACGUAGGCAUUUCUAUCGGUGGUCCACGAUUGGAUCCCAGACGACGCAAAGAGAAUGCCGAUGGCAGUGGUGCAUCCUCAUUGCUAUCUAAACCGGUCGGACAAAGCCAAACAAGUGGCUCAGGAUUAGGGCAAAACGUUGAUAUUCGAAUGCUGUUGCAAAAAUCUGUUUGGUACAAAAAUUUGAACUCCAAGUUCAAGAUUAUGGUCAACCAGCAGUUGGCGCUAGUUUCAACUGAAUUGAAAAAAUUCCACCAAGAUCCUAAUCCGGAUAAGGUUUUUGAUAUGAACUUUUUAGCGACUAAUCAGUAUCUACAGCAGGUGCUAACCAAUUUGGGAAUUUUCAUUGAUAGUAACGGCCAGAUAUUGCAGUUGGAUGCUGAGAAUGAGGACCCAAUUAUGGGAGGAGCACCCGUUCCUGGACCUGGUAUGUUAAUGCCAGGCGGUAACAUACAUAUGGAGUCGAUACCACCAUUAACUGGUAUGGGAGGCAUGGAUUUCAUGCGACCGUCACAACCACCCCAUAUGGGACCGAUGAAUCCACAAUUUAUGAACCCGCCAGGCAUGAUGCAUUCAUUCCCACCACGAUUUGGCGGUGAUGUUCGUACAGGAUUACUAGGUGUUCAGCCCCCACCUAAAUUCAAUCCAUUUGGAGGCAAUCCUCAUAUACCAUUCCAUGGCGGGAUGGAUGAUUAUGGUGGUGAUCAACAUCAGGUUGGUGGAAAUAAUCCAUUCGAACAAGGCGGAGUUAACGAUAUGCCUGGCGGUGGCGGCGGCGGAAACAAAUUCUAUGGAGGCUCAGAUCGACCGUCUUCUGGUGGUGGUAAUCGCGGCGGUGGUCGCAAUUUCCGACAAGGUGGGGGAGGAAAUCCCCGAAACGAUCGAUGGUCAGGUGGUAAUCAGGGCCGAAAUAAUCAAGGUCGAAAUCGUAAUUAUGAUAAUCGCAGUGGAGGAAGUGGGGGCGGUGGCAACAGUGGGAAUGAUCGCGGUAAUAACGAUCGUGAUAGUAUCAGACGAGACGCACCAGUACAGCAAGAGGAAGAAGAAGAUAAUUGGGACUAGAAGUCCUGAUAAGAAAAACAAAAAAAUCGAAGAAGCCGAAAGAGUAAAUGGACUGAAAAUUUUGGUAAGAAGUUAGGUGUUUAGAUUGGUUCAGAGGUUUGCAAAAUUCAAGAAACGCAGUUUAGUUUGAGCUGUCGAUAGUGCUCAAUGACGUCCUUAAGAUUUUGUUUCAUAUUAAAAUUCAUGGAUCAAUUAAUGUCGGGGGGAGGGAAGCAAUUGAUUCUCUCCAAUGCUAAGUAGAAAAUGUUGAAAUGUAUCUUUCAUUUCAAAUUGAGACAGUCAAGCAUAAUUAGAUGCGCAAUUCAACUGGUUAUCGAACCAAUCGAUUAUUCUGUAUUUGUUUUACUUAGUUUGUUACGUCAAAGGAGAUGCGUUUCUCUUAUUUUUCACUAAUGAAAGCAGGCAAGGUAUUUUUUUUGAGAAGAAGGAAAGGUAUUUAAGUUCUUCUAUGAGACAUGUGAUUUCUCUUUUUAUUUAUAAGAAGUUUCUUUGCUGGAUAUUUAUGAAAUCAUAAUGUAAUUAACCAUGUACAUAUUAGAGAUGUAUUUUAAUUUAUUUAUGAAUGGUAUGCAAAACGUCCGUUAUAUGGAUACCAUCCAUUAACCAUUCACUUCAUAUGUAAACAAAAUGAACAAAUAAUCCUUUAUAUCGAAUAUUAUAUCCAACAACCAAUUUAAAAAAAGAAAAACAAACAAAAAGCUGAAUUUAAUUAGAUUUUCAGAAAAUAGAAUUAAUAAAAAAAUGUAUGUAAUACCUGUAGGUAUUUCCGUAGGGUGCGAAUUCAGGCUCCAUACUAGGUUUAAACAUUGCUAACUUUAUAUAACAUUUAUUCACUUCUUUUGAAAGUCAGAAGGUAAAUAGUUGUAGUGCAGUAAGGACUUUGCUGUAAAAAUUAUUUCAUGCGAAAACACUAUGAAGGGUAGUUUUAUGACACCGUUCCCCUUUUUUUUCAUCUUUUUACCUGAAAAAUAAAAAGAAAAAGGAAAUA